ACUUUACUCCAUAUCGAACUCUACAACGCGCUCCUCGGCUUCGACCUUCACCCUGCGAAACUCGUCCUCUGCCUAUCGAUGGUCUUGUGUGACUCUCUCGACAUGUCCACGACAUGGCUACUCCCUUUAACUCGACUUCCUCCCGCUUCAAGACCUUUUGUCAUACCAACGAUGACAUGCCUUCCACGCCGAGCACUGACACGCGCUCUGGCCACAUUCCCGACGCCAUUGACACCAUUAUGAGUUCGACCAAUGAAAAUCACACCUUGACAUCUGAUAUGAAAUUGCAAUGUUGUUGUGGGCGCCCAGAAUGCGCCUACUUGGAAAACAACAACACUCUUCUCGGCGGCAUUGAGAGAGACCUCGAGACCGCUGCAAGACUAGGUCAGGCUCUCCUCAACCGCCAUGAAUCCUACGUUACCGAGUCCCAACUUGAGCACGAAAGACUUACAAACUAUGUCAAUCAACUGGAGACGGAGCGCAACUCGCUGCAAGCCGCCAACCAGAAGAUCGUGGAAGAGAACAGAGAACUGCUCAAUCAAUUAGAGUCUGCCAAUACCUCACUGAAAGAAAGCGAUGAACGUGUCAAGAGUCUUGAGACUUUGCUACGCGACUGUGAAGAUGAGGUUAGAAAGCUGAACGGUCUCAGCCGACGGACCGAAGAGUUGGAGCUCAAGAUGCUGGAUCUGGAGAGGGAACGCAUCACGCUGUCGGAAAAGGUUGAAGAGUCUGAAGAAGAGACUCGAAGCACUAUUCAACGAUGGAAAGAGAGCAUGCUCAAAGUCCGACAACUCGAGUAUGAAGUCCAAAGGAUCGAAUGGGAAGCCAAGCAAGAUCGGCAUCGACAUGAAGAAACCAUAGCGAGGCUUGAAAGAGAGAGGGCUCUGGAACGUGAAUUGGGCGGAGCGGAAGGCAGACUGAAAGGUGCUGCGGCGCUGCAAGGUUUGAAGGGCAAUGGAGCGGCGAAGAAUAAUGUUGUCAGCCACUUCGUGCGUGACAUUCUCCAGGACAAUGCAAACCUCCAAGCCGGAAUCGCCGAGCUUCGAGAGUUACUGCAAAACUCCAAUGAGGAAGUACAAAAUCUACGCGAACAGAUAAUGCACCAUCAGCCUAUCGAUUACGACCAUAUGCUGGAAGACUCGCCGCAGUCGAGACCUUUGAGCGAGCAGAUAUCCUGGUCCGAAUCCUCGCCCAAACAAGUCCAACAAGAGGUACACGUACACCAUCAUUACCACGCGAAGCUUGCCGCUAGACGAGACCGUACCCCCACAGUCCGAAGGACUACGCGCAAACGACCCAUGUUCGGACUCAGCACUCUUCCUGCGACUCCAGAAUCAUCUGCGCCUAACACACCUCUCUCGGGACCCAGCCGACAUGUCUCAAGUCCCAUCUUACCACUCGCACUUCACCACCCUCAACCAAGGUACAAUCGCUGGUCCGUACAGUCAGCUGCUACGGGGUCGUCGAUGCUGUCUAGUUUCCCAAGCUCACCAAGGUCGUAUUACGAGCCGAGCAGUUCGAUAUUCGAUCGAAUCGAAGCAGGUGAGGAUUCGUCGAGGCCAACGAGUCCAGAAUCCGCCGCUGGCUUUUCCGAGCCCAGGUAUAAAAGCUUCCAGUCCAGACUGGAGGACACAAUUCCACAGUCUCCCGACGAAGAAGCUCUUCUUGACGACGAAGCACCGCACCGCAAUGUCUCAUUACAUAUGCAUAAGCUGCAAGGCCUGCCGCCAGAAGAAGAAGUGGCGGAAACAACAGCGGAAGAAGACGAAGAUGGAGAAGUCCGGGGUUCAUCUCAGGACCUGACACCUAAACCUUCUCAGAUUCUCGUCACAACUGACAGUGAUAAAUCCGAUGAUGAUCCAGGGCCGUCGGAGUUUCGAAUAGAAGCUGAUGAGCCGGAUGGUACGACGGUAUCAACGCCUAAGGUGUUAGAUAUCCGGCUUGAGGAGCCCAGUUUCACGUCCUCAGCAGAUACAACCAAGAGAAACUCGAGAGAAAUCACGCCGACGCAGCAAGAGCCAGAAUUUGAUGAUUUCGCAGGUCACAUGCCGACGAACCACCACCGGCGCACGAAUUCUCACGAAUCCCUCGUCUCCAUCUCCGGAAUGGACAUACACAUUGCGAAACGCCCUACCACCGCCACGUCACACUCCUCAAGCUUCCUCAAAGGCAACCGAGCAUACUUUGCUCUCUCCCCUUCGGCGGCACGCAUGUUGCCAGCUGCGCAACCCUCGACCACCGUGACGGAAUUCACAGCGCUGAGUUCCCCGAGGUCCGUCAGUUCAAACAACAUCCCCUCGGCCGACGAUGCGUACCCGAGUCAGAGCAUCGAAGCACUGAGUGGUCUCGCUGGCCUUCCCAAGGUCUCUGCUGCUCCGGUGGAACAACCGUCCAGCCGUGGUUUCGGCCGAUUGGUCGGUGGUUGGGUGAGAGGGAAAUGGGGAAUGACACCUAUGAAAUCAACCUCUGAUUUGGAAGCUUCGAAUUCAAGUCCGGGUGCGAAUUUGAACCAAAACACCACCUCGGCCUCCUCCCCAGCCGCUACUGCUUCUCCUUCUACGUCUGCAGCAACUGAAGAGGCGUCACCAUCCUCACAAGCGCCCUCAGCGUCUCCUCUAUUCCCGGGAGGAAGACCUCCAGGAAUCAACCAGAAAGGAAUGAUACCUGGAUUCAGAUCAGUACGAAGGGCUGCCAACACCGGUGUUCAAUUCAGGAUGGUGGACGAAGAUGGUCUGAAGGAAAGUUUGGCAGAAUACCUGAGUUGAUGACUUCAGUCUGUACAAACCACUCGAAUCACGAACAACGCCAUGUCGACUAUUACACCUGUACACCUGUACACCCCCGCUAACGUCUCCUAUCUCGCGCACUACGCACCCUGUUCAUAUGUCCUCACGUACGAGCCACGAUUCUGCUCAAAAUACCUACCUACCCACCUACCUUGGGUGGGUAAAAUAAUCUACGGCUGACGACUUACGGUUAUAAUAACAAAUAAUUUUCUCCUACUACAAGUACGGAUUCUGUCCAGCUACGGUCAUAAAUACAGUCCACGUCACAGUCAUUUCAUUUGUCGAGACGUUCUAGAGAGUGCUACGCUAGCCAACUCCUCGCCAAUAAAAAAAUAAAGAGAGAAAGAGAGAGAACUCUCAUCACAUUCAGACCAAUUUCAAUGAAGUCUUUGAAAGUCUAUGCAUAACUACUUAGGUAUCUAUGCUUCAGAACUUUUGGGGAUGGCAUACAGCGGACAUGCCCCUACCCUACAUGGUGUAUGUGGUGUUUUUGGACAUGACAAUAACAACCCCCCUCUGGCCUCGACGGCACACAGCCUAUGCCAGAAGCACUGAAACAGGACAGACCGACCACCUCUACGACGUUUUUUCCUUCUCCUGUUUUUCCAAACUUUGAGCGUUCAUGUGUAUACAUGUACAUAUGUGUUACGAGCCCAUACUACAACACACGUACACACCCACAUGGAAGUCACAUGUGCGUGUCUCUGUCUAGAAUUAGUAUGCUGGAUCUCCCAUAGUGAUGAAACUACUGUAAUACAGACUAAUAGAAACCCUAUGUUGAUACCAAAAA
Exophiala oligosperma is the source of this 3576-nucleotide messenger RNA. RefSeq lists its product as uncharacterized. NCBI's taxonomy places the organism in Eukaryota, Fungi, Ascomycota, Eurotiomycetes, Chaetothyriales, Herpotrichiellaceae. The transcript has 2 exons. The coding region runs from base 114 to 2765 and encodes 883 amino acids. The record is from RefSeq and is a predicted model, not a curated record.